UCAGUUCAGGCCAGUCUCGCUACUUGCCGGUAGCCUCAGAUCAUGACGACAGGCGUGGGUAGCCGGGGAUAUCAUUCAGGUACUUAUUAACCUCCUCGCAUGACCAUACCAUAGCAAUCUUAUUGCCACUUAUCAGAGCCCUUUCUCCGUACAAUGGCAGUAGCAGAGUUCCGUGCUUGACUCAUCUGACCCAUUUUUUGCCCCCCACUGCGGCAGUGAGACUCAUGCUGCAUGCAGUGCCCGUGAGCAUCGGUGCCUCUUCUUGUUCCACCCCCGACAAUCUACCAGGGUCUUGGCCCAAAAGUUCAGCCACGCGCCAGAACGUGAACUUGACAGCUUAUUAUUCUGCUGCAGGAGGCCUUUCAACAGUCACUCAGGUAUCAUGUCGGACGAUGCGCUUCUCCCCACGAGUCCAACCGACAGCGUACCGAAAUCUAACGGCCACUCGAACGGACCUUCUUCCGCGGGCGGGCCGACUCCGAAUCCCCGGUCGUGCGUAACCUGUCGUCGCCGCAAAGUCAAGUGCAACAAGAAGAACCCGUGCUCCAAUUGUGUGCGCGCAAAGAUCGAAUGCAUAUUUCCUGGGCCCGGUCGCGCGCCGCGAAAGAGUCGGAAGCCGGCAGAUGCCGAGCUGCUGGACCGCCUACGGCGCCUCGAGGGCGUUGUGUCGAGUCUCAAUGCGCAGGUCGAGGAACACGAGCAAGAGGCUGCAGGGCGAGAGCAGGAGAAACAGAGCAGCACGAGUGAGAAGGAAUGCCCUAUGCAGAGUCAGAGUCAGGUGGCCGUGGACAACAGUGUAGAGGGCCUGGAGAACCGCUUUGGCAGGCUGGUGGUGGAAAAGGGCAGGAGUCGGUACAUCAACAACAGCUUUUGGGCGAGUUUGAACAAUGAGGUCGAAGAUCUCAAAGCCAUCCUUAUCGAGCCGUCCGACGACGAGGAUGACGCUCAUUCGCCCGAAUCCUCGAACACCUCCUCACAACACCAAGGUUUCAUCUUUGGAUACAGCUCUACAAGCGUCGAUAUGCUGGCGCUUCACCCCCCAGAACAACAGGCGCGUCAGUUUUGGGAGACGUACAAAGAGAAUGUGGAUCCGCUGGUGAAGGUGCUACACAUACCCACCUCUGAGCCCACGUUCCUCAAGGCCGUAGCACAAGUAGACAAGGUCAGCAAAGGGCUAGAGCCGCUUCUAUUCGCCGUAUACUAUGGCGCAGUGACAAGUACAUGUGCUGAGGACUGUCGAGAAAGGUGGGGCGAGGACAGGAGUACGCUUCUCGGUAGGUAUCGCUUUGGCCUAGAACAGGCGCUCUCGAGAGCAAACUUCCUAUACUGCGACGAGGUCAUCAUUCUCCAAGCCUUUGUAAUAUUCCUGAUCCUACUUCGCCGAAACGACGAUGCGCGCAAGAUCUGGACACUCACUGGUCUUGUUGUACGCAUUGCUCAGACCCUUGGAAUUCACAGAGAUGGCAGUCACUUUGGCCUUCCUCCCUUUGAGAUCGAGAUGCGUAGGAGGCUUUGGUGGCAGGUUUGCAUCCUAGACGCGAGGUCGUCUGAGGACCAUGGCUGCGAUCCUACCAUUGUCGAAGCACAGUUCGACACCAAGAUGCCCCUCAACGUCAACGACACUGACCUACAGCCAAAAAUGACCAAACUUCCCGAAGAACGGCGAGGCUUCACGGACAUGACCUUUUGCCUCAUACGAUUCGAAGUCGCGAACAUCUUCCGUCGCAUUCUUUACGUCCCACCUGGGCCUAACAGGUGUACUGAGAUGUUUGCUGGGCUUUCAAUAGCAGACAAGGAGAAAUGGAUCGCCGAGUGCCAUGAACGCAUGGAAGACAGGUACCUCAAGAACUGUGACAUGUCUAUACCGAUAUGCUGGGUGACAGCUACACUUUCAAGGCUCGUCAUGAGCAAGAUGUGGCUGAUCGUGUACCAUCCACAUCAGCGCAAAGACGGAGGCGCAACGCUACCACAAGAAACAAAGGACAAACUUUUCAUUACCUCUCUUGAAAAUAUUGAAUAUUCGAUCUUACUUGAGACAGAAGCACGCACCAUGAAAUGGGGCUGGCUCUUCCGUACCUACGUCCAAUGGCACGCCAUUGCCUUUCUUCUCUCGGAGCUUUGCGUUCGAACCAAGGGCGAAGCGGUGGAGCGUGCUUGGAAUGCCCUCGAAGCAACCGCUGGCCGUUGGUGGUUUCCUCUGAACGACGGUUCCCCUUAUCGCAAGGGUCAGCAAGGUUGUCUAUGGUUGCCGUUGAGGAAGCUUCUUGUAAAAGCAAAGGCGGCAAGGGAGAAAGAGUUGGCGCUUGAGCGAGCCAGUCAGGCCCUUCAAAACGAUCCGUUCGCCUACAACUACCCGCAUGGAUUCCCUCCAUCGAUAGAUCAGCCAAGCUCACAGAACCUGGAUAGAUUGCUUAGACCGUCUGCGCCCAAGUUGGGUGAGACACCAGUUGCUUUGCAGCCUAGUUGGCCUAACAGCCCGUCUAUGGCUAAUGCAGAACGCAUUCUCUUCACGCCUGUUAGCGACGGUUCUGGCACUAGCAAGCAACAAAAGGUGCCUAGACAUGACUUCACUAAUUCUAAGGGCAACAGUAACAGUCCGGGGCAAGAGUUCCAUGAGCUCUCCAGCUUUGGUCUCGACAACGUCCUGCUUGAUGUCAUGGACGAUAUGACUUUCGACGGGACAUCUAUCAAUAGCUACCCUAACUUCGAUCCAGCUACAAAUCGCCAUGACGUAACAGACGCGGUGCAAACCAAUCAGCCCCUCACGACCAUUGCCCCUCAUGCUCAGUCCCAGAAUGGUACUUCGGGCACUGCUGGCGGCGUACUACACCCAACAUUCGGUGACAACAUGUUUUCAAACCCUGAAAUGGACUUUACCACAAUACCAGCUACGCUUAACAACAACGGCCAACAGACAGACUCCCCGCUUCUUGAUGGCGGAAACAUGGAUUGGACGCUCUGGGACGACAUGGUGAACCAGUAUGGGCUUGAUGGCCAACCAAAUAAUCAGGCGAAUCCGCCGAAUCCAAACGGGUCAGGGCAUCUGGGGAUCAUGCGUUGGUUUUGAGGACCGGAGCAUGUGAGGAAUACCUUUGGGGAUGGAGCGUCAUCUUACAGCGUUAGUUUGACAUAAGUAUGAAUUUACGACGGUAGUUUCCGGCGCUUUGGGAUACCUCAACUCUGCCCUACGGAUAGCGGUGUUUAUACCCCUGAUCAUGAUACGAUCUGUACUGUACAUAUGUAGCAUAACAAAGUUCAUCUGUUUUCGUCAAGAUCGCGGGCCUCUCGGCAGAGGUUGGUGAUGAUGUUUGCCCAGCCAGGAUGCCGCGCCUCGUCGUCGGAACCGC
Messenger RNA from Cucurbitaria berberidis CBS 394.84, 3347 nucleotides. RefSeq lists its product as uncharacterized. Gene Ontology annotation, biological process: regulation of DNA-templated transcription; DNA-templated transcription. NCBI's taxonomy places the organism in Eukaryota, Fungi, Ascomycota, Dothideomycetes, Pleosporales, Cucurbitariaceae. Bases 383 to 3067 code for a protein of 894 amino acids. The transcript has 4 exons. Gene Ontology annotation, molecular function: DNA binding; zinc ion binding; DNA-binding transcription factor activity, RNA polymerase II-specific. The record is from RefSeq and is a predicted model, not a curated record.